AUGAAUACACACAGUACUGACUGCACCUACGAAGACCUCAGCAGUCCCACAGAGCUUGCCACAUCGGAGCUUACUACCGCUCUCGAUGCUAUCAACGCCUUAUACGAGCAAUUGGAUUUCCACGAGGUGCUAGCCAUAGAACGGAACUUGAAGAAAGGUGGAAAUGCAGCAAGUUUCUUCGUUCCUCUUGGGAUGACAUUGAUUGUGCAGCUCUCGUCAUCUCCCAUCAUUUCGACUCUGUGCCCACUAGCUGCAGCAUUGGCCGCAGGCAAUCCUACGAUUGUCCUCGGUUCUCCCACUGUUUCGGCCACUAGUGUUCUUCUCGAGGAAGUUGUGCUGGAAGCUCUAGACCAUGAAGCAUUCCAUUUCGAAAACUCCGUUGAUGCAUCAAGAUAUGAGAGUUUUACGCAGGAGCCUUAUGCGACAGUCGUUGUUCACAGCCUCGAGGCAAGCCACACAAUUGGACUACUUGUACGCAACGCCAACCCGUCAGUCCGAAUACUCGAGCCGUAUUAUGGCAUACCCGCUGGUAUAAUUGACCGCAGUGCUGGCGGUUCAACAGGUGCAGCUGUCAAGCAGAUUCGGAAAAGCGUAUUAGAUGGCUCAAAGGGCAACCCGUUUCGAUUCCCAAGGCUUUUUUUCGUGGAUGAGUCCGUCAUUGUUUCUGUUAAGAAUAAAUUGAAUACACAGCAGGGAAAGGCAACUAGUAAGCUCGACGAGUGGCUUCGAAAGUACUACAGUGGCUCCGUAACCAGAUAUUCGACAAAGACAGGUGGUAAAAAGCAGAUCUCAGAGUUUCCCAGAGUAGAUGCCGCUGAGAUAGUUAGGUCGACGGAUGGCUCCGAGAUUGCUCUUGUUCCUACAAGGAGCUUAGAUCAUACCAUCGAUUUACUGAACAAGAUCAAUGCCGGCACCGGAUCUCAAGUCAUCUACGUCUUCGCCGGCGGCAAAGAAGCCUUUUACCUCGGAAAUUUCAUCACCACAUCGCACGUGUAUAUCAAUGAGAUACCAAAUCACUCCCUUGUUCUUACAGCUGGCCGCUCCGCGACCGAUACGACCACGCACGCUUACCGCCUCGAAGACUUCUCUGAACUGAAGACAAUGCUUCAAGUGUCACCAGUUGGCUCUCAUAGUAAUGCGAGGAGGCCAGCCAAGCUGAACGCAAAGAAAGUGAAACAGUUUCAAGGUGGACGUAUGUCGUACUUCGAGCAAGGAUUGAUACUAGGGGCGGCGAUGGGCCUUGUGGCGUUGACGAGUCUUGGGUUUCUUUCUUAUAGGAGCCUUAAAGCGUACUCACUGAGAUGA
This is a messenger RNA of Didymosphaeria variabile, 1305 nucleotides long. RefSeq lists its product as uncharacterized. The record is from RefSeq and is a predicted model, not a curated record. The coding region runs from base 1 to 1305 and encodes 434 amino acids. Gene Ontology annotation, molecular function: oxidoreductase activity. Lineage: Eukaryota; Fungi; Ascomycota; Dothideomycetes; Pleosporales; Didymosphaeriaceae. The transcript is spliced from 5 exons.